AGGUGCUUGGUGCUGUGUGGCCAAGUGUGCUUUAUGGACCAUGUGCUGCUACGUAUGCCUGAAACACUUGAAAUGCAAAUUUGGCGAGACUUUGCCAUCUAAAUGCUUGGCUGGAUUAACCGCCUGAUUAGGAUGGUUUUUCAACAAGUUGGAGUAAGCAUGCAAUCGGUACUUUGGUCUGGAAAGCCUUAUGGUUCAUCUCGAAGUAUCGUAAGGAAGAUUGGUACUAAUUUAUCUCUGAUUCAGUGCCCAAGAGUUCAGUUUCAGCUCACCAGCAAUGCACCAGAAUGGAGCCCCAACCCAGGAGAGGGUACAGUGGCGUCUUUGGCUGAUGUUGGAUGGGUAGCCAAAGAAGAAGGAGAAUGUUCAACAAGACUAAGGACAGAGGUCAGGUCAAGGCCACCCCUCCAGGAUGACCUUCCUUUCUUUGAGAAGCCCCCUGGCAGGCAGAUUUCCUCACCAAACUUGUCUCAAGAAGAGUCACAGCUGAAGACUACCACACUGGCAAAUGAAGAAGCACUGCAGAAGAUCUGUGCACUUGAAAAUGAACUUGCUGUUCUCAGAGCUCAGAUUGCCAAAACUGUCACCCUGCAAGAGCAGCAACACCUCAUUGCAGGUCUGGAUUUAGAUACUACCGCAUCUGUUACCACAGCAGCACCCCCUCUCCCACCCCCUCCGUCUCCACCCCCACCUCCCCCUCCACCAGCCCUCCACCAAAGUCUGUCUGCCAUUGAUCUGAUUAAAGAGUGAAAGGAGAAAAAAGCCAAUGCUGGAAAGACUUUGGUUAAAAACAAUCCAAAGAAACCCGACAUGCCAAAUAUGCUGGAGAUCCUUAAAGAUAUGAACAGUGUGAAACUCCGGGCAGUGAAGAAGCCAGAGCAAGAUGUAAAGCCCAAGCCAGUGGAUGCUACUGACCCUGGUGCCCUAAUAGCAGAGGCUCUGAAAAAGAAAUUUGCCUAUUGGUAUCGAAAUGAUAGCCCAGGUGAAGUUGAAAAAGGAAUUCCAAAGUGUGAAUCAGAGUCCACUUCAGACACGGUGUUGUUUGGACCACAUAUGUUGAAGUCUACAGGAAAAAUGAAGGCUUUAAUUGAAAAUGUCUCAAACUCCUAAUAGACAGUAUGCUGAGAAAGACUAUCCUGGGUUCAGCUGUUGGUUUUUGAGGGCUGUGUUUGGCUAGUAGAAAUCAACAUUAUUUAGUAAAUCCCGACUUUAGUAUUCAGUGGUCUCCUUUUUUAACCUAAUUAGAGGACGAAGCAAUAACGAAAAGUACUAGAUGUUUGGUUUUUGCUUUGAUACAUGCUCAGUUCUGGAACUCUGUAGUGUUGCAAGUU
This is a messenger RNA of Oryctolagus cuniculus (rabbit), 1331 nucleotides long. Lineage: Eukaryota; Metazoa; Chordata; Mammalia; Lagomorpha; Leporidae. The record is from RefSeq and is a predicted model, not a curated record.